This is a messenger RNA of Lottia gigantea (owl limpet), 468 nucleotides long. RefSeq lists its product as hypothetical. Bases 1 to 468 code for a protein of 155 amino acids. Lineage: Eukaryota; Metazoa; Mollusca; Gastropoda; Lottiidae. The record is from RefSeq and is a predicted model, not a curated record. The transcript is spliced from 5 exons.
AUGGAUCCAGAUGAAGAUGAACACAUCCAUCCUGGUCAGGAACAACUUCAUGUUUCAGAAGCUUAUGAUAAAAUUAAAGAUUCCAAGCCGUCUGCUAAAGGUGGUAGAUUAACUGAUAGAGCUAGACGAAUAGUAAAACAUGAUAAUGUAUGUUCUGUAUUCUGUGGGGGUAAGAAAUGUAAAUAUUGUUGUCCUGACAACUGGAGUAAAGAACAGAUGGCUGUUGAUGGAUUAUUUUCUCACUGGGUAACAGAUAAUAUAUUAGCUAUGGCCAGGCCGACCAACAGUGGAAUACAGAAAUAUAAAAUAGUGGACCAAUUUCUACAAAUGAAUAUUAAAACAAUUAUCAACCUACAGCAACCAGGAGAACAUGCGUAUUGUGGUGAUGGAAACGAUAAAACAGGCUUCUCCUAUAAUUCUCAAUUAUUUAUGGAAAAAGAGAUAUUUUUCUACAAUUUUGGCUGGUAA